This is a messenger RNA of Symbiodinium sp. CCMP2456, 1562 nucleotides long. The record is from the annotation of a GenBank genome assembly. Lineage: Eukaryota; Dinophyceae; Suessiales; Symbiodiniaceae.
AUGGUGGUCAACGUCUUGAAGGCAGAACAGGUGGUGCGCGGUGUCCCCGUUGCCCGCAUCAACGAAGAUGGGCAUGGAGUUGUCCACCUGCACGUACGGAAGGACAAAGAGACCUUCGAAUUCAGCUUUCGGCGAACCUUGCCGGGGGAGAAGCUGAACCUCAAAGUGGGUGUAGCGAAGCACGAUCGCUUCAAGAAGAAGGAGCCAGGAAAGUACCGGCUGGCAAUCCAUGAGCGAACUGCAGCAUCCACCGAAGAGGUGACGCCUCGGUGCCCGCAUUUUGCGCAGAAAUGCGGAGGCUGUGCCUUCCAGAACUUGAGGUACGAGUCACAAGUGGACGAGAAGAUGCAUCUCCUGGAGAUCCUCCUGGAUCAGUUUGGACUGCUGCGCCAGGAGGUGGUUCUUGCAGACCCGGUGUCUUCCCCGUCCAUCUUCGGCUUCCAUGCAAGGACAGAGUUUCGAGCUUUUCUGCGAGAUGGGCUGCAGUUCGGCAUGCACCCGGAAGGAAGCCCAAUACCCAUCUCCAUCACGGAGUGUCAUCUCCAUUCGGAGAGUGCGCAGCUGGCCUUCGACGCCCUGCGACGCGCAUUGCGUGCUGCUGGCGCCACCGCCUUCGACGAGCGAACGGGACGAGGAUGGCUUUGCAAUCUCAUCCUGCGCUCGGCGCUGCCACGUCAGGGUGCCGAGCCACAGUUGCUUGCGACGCUGGUCACGCUUCCGGAGGCUCCACGGGACGUGCUUGAGAGUGCUGCUAGAGAAGCGCAAUCUCAGUGCUCGGCUCUAGUCGGUGUUACGUGGUCACAAGAGGGUGGCGAAGGAUUAAAGAUGCCCGGCUGGCGAAGCCGGGGUCACCAGAAGCAUGAGGUCUUGGUUGGGCGGCCGUAUCUUCUUCAGGACAUCGACGGAGCUCCGCUCCGUCUCGUCCCAGAAGGCUUCCUCAGGCCCAACAUUUUCCUCGCGUCGGAGCUAUCUCGCACGGUGGUGGACUUCUGCAACGCCAGUUCGGACAGCAUCGUCUGGGAUGCCUUCUGCGGCCAAGGCCUCUUGACCUUGCCCCUGGCAGCCACUGGGAGCCGUCUGGUAGCUUUGGAUCGCUCGCAGCCAGCCCUCAAGGCCCUCCGCAGCAACCUGAAAGCCCAAAGCCUGACGGCCGAAGUUGUGUGCGGAGACCUCGGUAUCCCUGUAUUUCUCCAGAAGUUGUUGGCAGCGCUGCCGACAAGGUCGAUGAUCUCCCCCCACAGUCAGGACGAGGGCGACUUCAGCGAGGAUGACAUGGAGGAAGCCGACCAAGCAAGCCAAGAUGACAGCCCGCCGUUCGUGGGUGCUGUGCCCACCACGCUGCCGGCACCAGAUGUCCUCGUCGUGGACCCUGGACGGAAUGGUCUUCCCAAACCCUUUCGUCGGUUCGCUUUGGACCUGCGUGUGCCGACGCUGGUGUAUGUUGGGAGUGGUCGUGGCCUGCUUCGGGACGUGGCCCUGCUUUCGAAGCGUGGAUAUCAGCUCAGGAAGCUCCAGCCUAUAGACCUGCAACCACAUUCGGCGCGCUUGGAGGUCGUUGCCAG